Messenger RNA from Alternaria atra, 1047 nucleotides. RefSeq lists its product as uncharacterized. Lineage: Eukaryota; Fungi; Ascomycota; Dothideomycetes; Pleosporales; Pleosporaceae. The record is from RefSeq and is a predicted model, not a curated record. Bases 1 to 1047 code for a protein of 348 amino acids. The transcript is spliced from 3 exons.
AUGACUCCCGAAAUGCAGAUAGCGCUUCUACAAGUAUGGGCCAAGGACAUUGGUCAUGUUGUUGAUCCGAACAAUUCACCCAAGGCGGAAUUCGCGCGCUUGGCGAAGGCGAAGGGAUGGACCGGCGGAAGUGUGGAGUGGUGUCAUCACUGGACGGAGUGUUUCAAUGAGACAUAUUCAUGGGGACUUCGCAACAGGUCAACAACAGUGGCUUCGACCAUAGAUGCGGAUCCAGCUGCUCAGACUAGGACCCUCGAUCUCACCGAUCAUAUGAGAAAGCUCUCAGUUGGCUCUGAUGCGUCGUCUUUCUCAGUCAUUUCACGUACCUCAAGAGCGGACUCUUUCGGCAGUGUGAGGUCGCUGAACAGUGAUCAGUCUCGCGAAGAAGGAGAUCUUCGGCUUUCCGUUGGUCCACAGUCUCAGUCAAUCACGAAUUCCUGGGAUAGCACUGACUCGCGAAACACGGUUUUAUCUCUUGACACAGUCCAAUCUCUAGAUGAGCUUUCUGGAGGCGUCGAAAUCCCCAACUACGACAGGGGUAUUGCCACGGAUGCAACUACAGACAACAGUGAUACCGAUUCGGAUGUUUUGGAGCAGGAUGCAGUCGAAAACCCGGCAUGGAAUGACUUCACCGACUUCAUUCACCGCCCAACUGCUCCCUUCAAGGAGGAGUUUGAACGCCUUGCUCGUAUCAAAGGCUGGGACCGACGUACCAAACGUAAGAGGCUAAUUUCCUUGCUUCGCACUGAAGUCGAGUUCUACUGGGAUUCGGAGGACAUCGACAAACUAGAGUACUACCAGUACUUGUGUCAAGAGAUGGGUGUUGAACACAUCCCGUUGACCAUUACGCAAGCCAAGAAGGCUCUUCGGCCCCUCAAAGUCAACCUCUACAGUGUCAUCGAUCACAUGCGCAACCCGGAGAUCAAGGUCGUCACAUAUGAGACUAUUCGCGAGCUUCGUCUAAGCGUUCGCAAGAUGGGCACGUUCCCGAGAGAGUGCGCUAAGACAGGUGGAGGGUACAUGGCCGCUCUGCUGUCUAAGUUGUAG